Messenger RNA from Dicentrarchus labrax (European seabass), 4602 nucleotides. It is a transcript of the gene nf2a, whose product is annotated as NF2, moesin-ezrin-radixin like (MERLIN) tumor suppressor a. Gene Ontology annotation, biological process: positive regulation of protein localization to early endosome; regulation of organelle assembly; regulation of cell shape. Gene Ontology annotation, molecular function: actin binding; cell adhesion molecule binding. The record is from RefSeq and is a predicted model, not a curated record. Bases 627 to 2402 code for a protein of 591 amino acids. The transcript has 16 exons. Lineage: Eukaryota; Metazoa; Chordata; Actinopteri; Moronidae. Gene Ontology annotation, cellular component: apical part of cell; cytoskeleton; filopodium.
CAAACGGUUAGCACCAGUUGGCUAGCGCCUCUUUCCCAACAGUGUUUAGGCAGCGACCUAACAAAGUGUUUUGAACUCUUCAGAGGGGAUAUAUUGGACUUAUCAUUUCUCGGACGCGUAGAUGGAAACUUUAACGGAUUCACGGUAUAGAGACGUAUCACUUUAGUGCAAGACAAGGGCUUAUAUUGGAUAUGUAAUGUUAGUUAACGAUAGCUAACUUAGUUUCUAACAGUGUAACCUAACGUGAGCUAAAGCUAGCAGCAGGACGGUGCACUGUAUCAGCUCAUCCGAAAUGUUUUUGUAAACUUUUUCUUUGGUAGCUGGCGUGAAAUAACUAAAAUAAAAAAAACUACCAUAAAAUACGUAAUGCGUAUGAGACAGUUAUAAACAACAUGUCAGUGAAAGCCUUUUGUAAACUUUAAUAGAGCUUGUUUUGAAGCAUCUAUCCUGAGCGAGCUAUCGUAAAGGUAGUCACACUCCCAGCUGCGCUUAUCUCUUAAAGCUUUGCCAAAUUACUCAAUUGACGUCUACGCCAUAGAGUAUAAUAGACACAAUGCCUUGACAGUUUCCCGGUUUAGGCAUUACUUACGACUUUGAAUAAUAGAAUAGUUCAUCAGCUAUUCGCCAUGGCAAGUGCCUUAGCAGCGAAAAUGGGAUUUAACUCACUGAUGAGAAAACAAGCCAGGAACUUCAACGUCAGGAUCUGCACAAUGGAGUCAGACAUGGAGUUCAGCUGCGAGGUCAAGUGGAAAGGAAAAGACCUUUUUGACUUGGUGUGCCGAACUCUGGGACUGAGGGAGACGUGGUUCUUUGGGCUCCGCUACGACAUAAAGGACACAGUCGCUUGGUUGAAGAUGGAAAAGAAGGUUCUGGAUCAGGAGGUGCCGAAGGAGGAACCAAUCACCCUUCAUUUCCUGGCCAAGUUUUACCCUGAAAAUGCUGAAGAGGAGUUAGUGCAAGACAUCACACAGCAUCUCUUCUUCCUACAGGUGAAGAAGAAGAUCCUCGAGGAGGAGAUUCACUGUCCACCCGAGGCCUCUGUGCUGUUGGCCUCCUAUGCCGUCCAUGCCAAGUACGGAGACUACGACCCUAGUGUCCACAAUCCUGGCUUCCUGGCUGAGGAGGAUCUGCUGCCGAAGAGGGUGAUUAACUUGUACCAGAUGACUGCAGAAAUGUGGGAGGAGAGGAUCACAGCAUGUUAUGCAGAGCACAGGGGCAGGACAAGGGAUGAAGCUGAGAUGGAGUAUUUAAAAAUAGCUCAGGACCUGGACAUGUAUGGCGUCAAUUACUUUUUAAUCAGGAAUAAAAAGGGAACAGAUCUUCUUCUGGGAGUGGAUGCCCUGGGUCUGCACAUCUACGAGCCGGACAACAGGCUGACACCUAAGUGCUCCUUUCCUUGGAAUGAGAUCCGCAACAUCUCCUACAGCGACAAGGAGUUUACCAUCAAACCUCUGGACAAGAAAACUAAUGUUUUCAAGUUCAACUCUUCACGGUUAAGAGUCAACAAGUUGAUCCUCCAGCUGUGUAUAGGGAACCAUGACCUGUUUAUGCGCCGGCGGCGGGUGGACUCGCUUGAGGUACAGCAGAUGAAGGCUCAGGCCAGAGAGGAGAGGGCCAGAAAACAGGUAGAGAGGCAGCGUCUGCAAAGGGAGAAACAGUUGCGGGAGGAGGCAGAGAGAGCCAGGGACGAGCUGGAAAGGAGGCUGAUGCAGCUGCAGGAUGAGGCCCACAUGGCCAAUGAGGCACUGCUGCGUUCAGAGCAGACGGCAGACCUGCUGGCUGAAAAGGCCCAGAUCGCGGAGGAGGAGGCCAAGCUGCUGGCCCAGAAAGCUGCUGAGGCUGAGACAGAGAUGCAGCGCAUCAAAGUGACUGCCAUCCGUGGCCAGGAGGAGCGGCGGCUCAUGGAGCAGAAGAUGCUAGAGGCAGAGAUGCUGGCCCUUAAGAUGGCCGAGGAAUCGGAGAGGAGGGCCAAGGAGGCUGAGCAGCUGAAACAGGACCUGCAGGAAGCCAAGGAGUCAGAGCGCAGGGCAAAGCACAAGCUGCUGGAGAUUACCAGCAGGGCUGUCUAUACGUCCCCUGGACUGCCACCUGACAGCAUGCCUCCUGACCUGAGCUUCAGCAGGGAAAACCUCAGCUUUGACUUUAAAGAUACCGACAUGAAACGCCUCUCCAUGGAGAUCGAGAAGGAGAAAGUCGAGUACAUGGAGAAGAGCAAGCACCUGCAGGAGCAGCUGAACGAGCUGAAGACGGAGAUUGAAAGUCUGAAGCUGAAAGAGAGGGAGACUCCUCUGGACAUUAUUCACAACAAGAACACAGAGCAGGGGACCAGCAAGCACAGCAACUUUAAGAAGCUAACACUACAGAGCACCAAGUCCAGAGUGGCCUUCUUUGAAGAACUCUAAACUACAUACCUGUAAAGGUGGGGAUGCACAACUGCCUCAUGAUUCUACAUUCCUGGUCAAUUAAUGAUUGGCCACACUACAACGCCUUGUGCUCCACUUCCUGGAAAACCAUCAUGAAACACUACAGAUUAAAAAAAAUGACCACUGGCCUGAUCUCCACCAUCUCCAUGGGCCUUCUAUGUACGCACAAAAAGGAUGCAUGUAUAAUGUUCCUGCACUAAAUCUGGGAUUCAUAAAGAAAUGUGUGUGUGUUUACAGUAAGGGUGUGUGGAAUACAGCACAUUCCUUGACUAUUUGAAGUGAACUUGGGUGUGGUUUUUAUAAAUGUCAAAGAACAAAGGGUAGACAAUGCAAAAAUAAUAAAACAUGGUCUUUGACUGCUCCAGUUACACUUUGGCUCUAGUAAAUCAGUAUUUGUGGAGUGUAGAAUGGUUAUUGUAUCAUGUCCAAAUGGAGCGACCUACAUGAUUAGAUUGUCUAACAGUUAUGUUAUUCAAAUAGAAUGAAACCACUAAGAGGUAAAGUUGAACAAGAGAAUACAUUGAUUAUAUUACUGAUAUGCUGCCCUUAUGCUGACCCAAAUAUUUGAUAUUUAGUAGUUAGUAAUAUUGUAUUGUUCUAGACUGCCUCCUGCUUUACCACUGACCAUCUGAUUUAUUAUGCCAAGACAUUCCUCCAUAUAUUUCUUCUUAAUAAUUUCUGGCGGUCUUAGUUUUCUUGGUUCAAUGGAAUGGUUAAAUUAAAAAUGUAAUGUUCAAGCAGCAAAAAUUGGGCAUUUCUUUGCCAUAAUACAUUUAAACAGCCAUUUAUUGCUAAUAGUAGGAGUUGAUGAGCUGUGGUGGAUAUUAAGCUCAACAACACAAAAAUCCAUUUCUCUGGUGUAUAACAAUUCAUUUAUUAUUGUGUGAGCAGUGUUUUUUAGAUCACAGAAUUAUUGUCCAUGUUUGUGCCUUUAUGCAACUUUUAAUGGUGAACGUAGACAAAUUGUUGUACAUUAGGCCUUAGGACAUGCGUUUACACAUCGUAUACAUUAGGGCUGUUUGUAGUUUGUCAGUCGAAUCAGAUUUGGCUGUUUAAUACGAAUAUUCGACUAUUUGUUGUUUUGUUUUUUUUUCAGUUUGCCAUCACACCAAACUCCUACAUCAGCAGUUCUUGCAGUGGAAACACGGCUACAACGCUCUCAUGUUUUAGCCUACCUCACUUUGUAAUGCCUUUCUUCAUCAUCUGUGAUGUGAAAGCAUCAGAUUUCCACACAGAGAAAGUAAAAGAGUGCAUCCUGCUCAUAUUUCAGUAUUGAAAUCUGCACCACAGAGUGUCUGCACCACAGAGUGUCUCACCUAUCGAGCUGCUGCAGUGCUGUCACCCGAAGAGUCACAAUCACAGUGAGUGACAGUAGAGGAAGUUGUACCACCGUAUGGUUCAAAAGUGGCUUAGCAGAGAGCAGCUGUUGCCCUGCUGUCCAGCAUCAUGCUGUUCUCUCUUAACUAUCACUCCUCUCCGCUUCCAUCACAGUUUAGUUUUGUAGUUUGUGGUCAUUUUAAGACUCGGUUUGUAAAAUGUACAGCCUGCCAUGCUGUCGCUCUGUGUACAAUGGCGCAGCUAAAAAAAACUAAACUGCAGGAAUUCAACUGACAAAAUGUGAGUCAACUCAGGGUCUUCUCGUCUUAAGAUUUGAAUCGAGUUUCCGGGGGCAGCCCUAGUGUAGGUAUCUCUGGCUGCCUCAAGCAGAUGAACACUUGAUUAAGUUGUCCUUACACAAAGCACCAAGUGCACUAGGCUCUGCUCUCGAAAGUAAAGAGAUGCACAUUUGUAUAAGGUGGGUCUUAGAAUUCAAACUGGAUGAAGGAACUGUGAUUCUCAGAUGUGUCACAUUGAUCAUCUAUCUCUUCUCUCUUUUUUGUGAAGACAACCACUUUUUCGAAACAUGAAUUUGCAUCUAUUUUGAAUUAAUGUGUCUUUUUGAAUUAAUGUGCUAUUUCCCUCUGAAAGCAAUUUAUUUUGGGGAAUUAUAAUGUGAAGAAAAUGUAUUAGUUUUUCUUCCUGUCUGCAUUUAACAUGGAUAGGCAGUAGCAGUAAGCAGUAUUUCAAAUGAAACUUUGGAUGAGGUUACAGGGCCUAUAUUACUAGAUAUACAUUUUCACAGAAACAUUGUAACAGACAUGUAUGUCUUUCAUGUAAAAUAAAUGAAUAUCAGGUCUGA